This is a messenger RNA of Gossypium arboreum, 1770 nucleotides long. RefSeq lists its product as uncharacterized. The record is from RefSeq and is a predicted model, not a curated record. The transcript has a single exon. The coding region runs from base 523 to 1500 and encodes 325 amino acids. Lineage: Eukaryota; Viridiplantae; Streptophyta; Magnoliopsida; Malvales; Malvaceae.
UAGAAGAAAUUCUGUUUGUUGUUACAAUCGUUAACCAAUAGCAUAUAUCCAUGAAAAUCCCUAUAAAAUUGUCCAAACCGCUGACAGCUUUCUAAUUUAUUUAUUUUCGAGGGAAAAACAAUAAACAUAAAUUCUGUAAGGUUAAAUAACCCUGAAAAAUUGUGUGCAUGUCCUAAAAAUAACAGCUAGAAACCAGAAAAGAGCCGAAAUUAAAGCAGGCAUUACAUAUCACCACAAAAAAAUUGUCAAACCAUUUUAUGAUCCGACAAACCCAAGAAAGUCCUAAUCUAGUUGUGCUCACCGGCUUCUUUUCCCGCCGGUUGGGAAAAGGGGAGAGAAAUCAACCCCUAUUCUCUCCCCCAAUACCCCUUCCGACCGCCCAAUUAUGCCUUGGGUUAUUAUCUCGCUUUCUUCCAAAUUUUAUGACUGCCGCCGCCAUCUCCUCCACCACCACCGCACAGUUAACACCUCUUCCAACGAUUUCCGCCACUGCCAUAUCUUAUAGCCACGUACCUGUGUGCCAUGAUAUUUUUUUCCGCCAUCGAUUUCUUCUACGUCGCCUUCAUUGCUGCCCUCCUCGUUUUGUCUGUUUUCUCUAUUUGCUUCAUACUACUCCUCCGUUUUAAAUCCAGGAGCUCCCGUCAUUUGCAGAACUUCAACUCUCUCUGGACCGUCCGAUUCCUUUUUGUCAUCUUCAUCAUCUUGUGGUCCCUCACCGAAGUGCUACGCCUGCCCUCCUUUCGCAGGUUUUAUUUGUAUCCUCUCUUACCAAAGCUAACGCUGCCCCAGCAAGCCAAUUUCUGCAAAUUCCACCUGGUUCUCUCCUUGGGCUUCUUCGAGCCUGGGUUCCUAAUCAUCCUACUCUUCUUGCUGGAUGUCUCCGUCAAGAAGACAACCCACAAAAGUUUCUUCAGCGUUUUCUACGUCUUCGCCUCUUGCCUUCCCCUUUUCCUUUUACAGGUUUACUUUGUCUUCCUCGGUGGUUUCAAGGUACGUCUCCCCCAACCUUUUCAUCGGAGUUGGUUCAUCCCGGACAUGGACCACGACAAUGAUGCCUUGGUUUUCUGUGACUACCCUUUGCUAAGCACCAUUUUAUUUGGCCUUUUUGGGGUUAUUUUUAUUUUGUCCUUCUUGUUAUCAUUCUGGAAAGUUGUGUCUCAAGUAAUCAACAAGGCCCUCAAGCUCCGUAUCUUUGCCCUUGCUUUAACCAUCCUGGUUGGCUUGCCAUUGCAAGUUCUGCUGAUGGGAAUGUCUGCGUUUUGGAGGCCAGACAAGCCCACCUACAAUAGAAUUGCUGUAACCGUGUUCCUUAUCACCUUCACCUUCGCAGCGGUCGGCGAGGGCAUUUUGGUCAUUAAACCGAUAGCCGACUCGUUAGCUGCCGCUGUCGCACUAGUAGAGCAACAACCUUUACGGGGGAAUGGUCAAGGUGAUGAUGAAAGCUCGUCACCACCACCGCCUGCGGAGGAUGGUCCCACUGCUACCAAGUGCGAUGCCUGAGACAUAGCUAUGGAUUUCAAUGGUUGGUAAUAUAAGGCAAGAUCAAAUGAUGAGGCUGUCUCUGAAGAUGUCAGAGUGUAAAUAUUUGGAGGAGUCAUUUUUCAAGGAUACGUUACGUUGCAUCAUAAUUUGCUUUCCUCUCUGAUUCAAUCUUACAGUCAUAAUUUACUUUCUUAUUAUUAUUUUGGUGUUGUUUAAAAUUUUGUUUUUUUCUUUCCCAGUUUUUAUUAUUCACAUAGAGCAAAACUAUUAUUUUUUUGCACAUAAAAA